This is a messenger RNA of Pongo pygmaeus (Bornean orangutan), 3495 nucleotides long. It is a transcript of the gene ZNF267, whose product is annotated as zinc finger protein 267. The record is from RefSeq and is a predicted model, not a curated record. Gene Ontology annotation, biological process: regulation of transcription by RNA polymerase II. Bases 433 to 2664 code for a protein of 743 amino acids. Gene Ontology annotation, cellular component: nucleus. Gene Ontology annotation, molecular function: RNA polymerase II cis-regulatory region sequence-specific DNA binding; DNA-binding transcription activator activity, RNA polymerase II-specific. The transcript has 4 exons. Lineage: Eukaryota; Metazoa; Chordata; Mammalia; Primates; Hominidae.
CCAGGUAAGGGAAAGAGCAAGUGCAUUUCAAGUCGUAGCUCACCCCUUAAUCAGCUGUAAUACCCGCCAACAGGCGGCCCCACCUCAAUGCUCAAUGAGCCAGGCUCCCUUCCAGAAAAAAAAAAAAAAAAAAAAAAAAAAGCACUAAUAAUGAGGGGGCGGGGCAUGGAGCUUUAUCCAAUCAGGGGCGCUGGAAUGGAAACCGUCCAAUCAGGAGUGAAGCCGGAGAGCAGAGGCGGCUUCCGGGAUUUGGCGGGGGCCUUUGUCGGCUCCAGUUAGAGCUCGGGUCUCCUAACCACAGCCCCGAGUCUUUCGUUCUGGGAGGCCCAGGCGGCUUCGCGUUCUGAGAAUAAACAGAGCCUCUGUUGCUUUGUGACCUGCAGGCACUGGGAGAUCCGUAGCUAAGACGCCAGGCAUCCCGGAAGCUGGGAAAUGGGACUGUUGACAUUCAGGGAUGUGGCCGUAGAAUUCUCUUUGGAGGAGUGGGAACACCUGGAACCAGCUCAGAAGAAUUUGUAUCAGGAUGUGAUGUUAGAAAACUACAGAAACCUGGUCUCUCUGGGUCUUGUUGUCUCUAAGCCGGACCUGAUCACCUUUUUGGAGCAAAGGAAAGAGCCUUGGAAUGUGAAGAGUGAGGAGACAGUAGCCAUCCAGCCAGAUGUGUUUUUGCAUUAUAACAAGGACCUGUUGACAGAGCACUGCACAGAAGCUUCAUUCCAAAAAGUGAUAUCGAGGAGACAUGGGAGCUGUGAUCUUGAGAAUUUACAUUUAAGAAAAAGGUGGAAAAGGGAGGAGUGUGAAGGGCACAAUGGAUGUUAUGAUGAAAAGACUUUUAAAUAUGAUCAAUUUGAUGAGUCCUCUGUUGAAAGUUUGUUUCACCAGCAAAUACUUUCUUCUUGUGCCGAAAGCUAUAACUUUGAUCAAUAUAGGAAGGUCUUUACUCAUUCAUCAUUGCUUAAUCAACAAGAGGAAAUAGAUAUUUGGGGAAAACAUCACAUAUAUGAUAAAACUUCAGUGUUAUUUAGGCAGGUCUCUACUCUAAAUAGUUACCGAGAUGUUUUUAUUGGAGAGAAAAAUUAUCAUUGCAAUAAUUCUGAAAAAACCUUGAACCAAAGCUCAAGCCCUAAAAAUCAUCGGGAAAAUUAUUUUCUAGAAAAACAAUACAAAUGUAAAGAAUUUGAGAAAGUCUUUCUUCAGAGUAUGCAUGGGCAAGAGAAACAAGAACAGUCUUACAAAUGUAAUAAGUGUGUAGAAGUUUGUACCCAGUCAUUGAAACAUAUUCAACAUCAGACCAUCCAUAUCAGAGACAACUCAUAUAGAUAUAACAAAUAUGAUAAAGACCUUAGUCAGUCAUCAAAUCUUAGAAAGCAGAUAAUCCAUAAUGAAGAGAAACCAUACAAAUGUGAAAAAUGUGGGGAUAGCUUUAACCAUAGUUUGCACCUUACUCAACAUCAGAUCAUUCCUACUGAAGACAAACCUUAUAAAUGGAAAGAAUGUGGCAAAGUCUUUAACCUUAACUGUAGUUUAUACCUUACUAAACAGCAGCAAAUUGAUACUGGAGAAAACCUUUACAAAUGUAAAGCAUGUAGCAAAUCUUUUACUCGUUCCUCCAAUCUUAUUGUGCAUCAGAGAAUUCACACUGGAGAGAAACCAUACAAAUGUAAAGAAUGUGGCAAAGCCUUUCGCUGUAGUUCAUACCUUACUAAACAUAAGCGAAUUCAUACUGGAGAGAAACCUUAUAGAUGUAAAGAAUGUGGAAAAGCUUUUAACCGUAGUUCAUGCCUUACUCAACAUCAGACAACUCAUACGGGAGAAAAACUUUACAAAUGUAAAGUAUGUAGCAAAUCUUAUGCUCGUUCUUCAAAUCUUAUUAUGCAUCAGAGAGUUCAUACUGGAGAGAAGCCUUAUAAAUGUAAAGAAUGUGGCAAAGUCUUUAGCCGUAGUUCUUGCCUUACUCAACAUCGGAAAAUUCAUACUGGAGAAAAUCUUUACAAAUGUAAAGUAUGUGCCAAACCUUUUACUUGUUUCUCAAAUCUUAUUGUGCAUGAGAGAAUUCAUACUGGAGAGAAACCCUAUAAAUGUAAAGAAUGUGGCAAAGCCUUUCCUUAUAGUUCACACCUUAUUCGACAUAAUCGAAUUCAUACUGGAGAAAAACCAUACAAAUGUAAAGCAUGUAGCAAAUCUUUUAGUGACUCCUCAGGUCUUACUGUGCAUCGGCGAACUCAUACUGGAGAGAAACCCUAUACAUGUAAAGAAUGUGGCAAAGCCUUUAGUUAUAGUUCAGAUGUUAUUCAGCAUCGGAGAAUUCAUACUGGCCAGAGACCCUACAAAUGUGAAGAAUGUGGCAAAGCCUUCAACUAUAGGUCAUACCUCACUACACAUCAGAGAAGUCAUACUGGAGAAAGACCCUACAAAUGUGAAGAAUGUGGCAAAGCCUUCAACUCUAGGUCAUACCUCACUACACAUCGGAGAAGUCAUACUGGAGAGAGACCCUACAAAUGUGAUGAAUGUGGUAAAGCCUUUAGCUAUAGGUCAUACCUCACUACACAUCGGAGAAGUCAUAGUGGAGAGAGACCCUACAAAUGUGAAGAAUGUGGCAAAGCCUUUAACUCUAGGUCAUACCUCAUUACACAUCAGAGAAGUCAUACUAGAGAAAAACUUUAAAAAUGUAAAACAUAGAGCAGAUUUUUUACUUGUUACCCAUGUCUUAUUGUGCAUCAGAUAAUUUAUAUGGGAGUGAAACCCUACAAAUGUUAAGAAUGUGGCAUAACCUUUAACUAUUUUUCAAGCCUUACACAACGGCAGAGAAUAUAAACUGAAAAAAUCCAUACAAAUAUUAAAAAUGUGUCAAAUUAUUUUAAACUGUGCUCAACCCUUACUCAAGAUAAUCCAUACUAGAGAAACACUAUAGAUGUAAAACUGUGAAAAGUUUUAUUCAAAAUAUCAAACUUAUGAGUCACCUAAGGGUUCAUAGAAAAAGAAAGUUUGCAGAUGCAAUAAAUGUGAGGAAGUAUUUAAUAAAAAAUGAAGUCUAAAUGUGUCAGAAUUUAUGUGAGAAAGGACUAAAGCACAGACACUUUCAGCCUUUAUACUAAAUAAGAGUAUUUUUUAUACAGAAUAAUCCAAAGGCAAAAUAAUUAGAUAAUUUAUUUGCUUAUAUGUUUUAAAGUAGCAAGAACAUUGAUGUUUUGACAGGUAUAUUUCAUAGAUACUUCAUUUGUAUUUACAGUAUUUGAGGUUUUUGGAAAGCAAAUAUUAUUUGUAUAAUUCAGCUUUCAAAUCUGUUGUUGCUUUUCCUUAAUCCAUGGCACUCAUGUGAAAAUAUGUGUUCUGUUUUUUUUUUUUCGCAUCAGAACAAUGUGAGGUCCUUCUAUGUUAAUAUCAUUAAUAUCAACAUUUUUCAUGGAAGUUUAAUGCCAAAUGUAAAACACAUGAAGAAAAAAUUUUAAAAUAUGCUCUUUGUGUUUGAAUAAAGUAGUAAUGCAUGUAAACAUG